AUGAUCGCAUCAGUCCUCGCGCCUCUAGUGGCGCUCGCCGCGUUGGCCACCGCGUCUCCCGAGCCCUCGAGGCACCAAAAGAGGUGCUCUCCGUGGUCGGACCCCGAAUUCUACCAAGGCUAUCUUCCUCCGGUGGCAUGUUGGCAGGAUCAGGACACUGCUUGCCUACCUUACAUCAAGGAGGGCACCGAUCUGCUCCUCGACGCCGAGCACAGGCUUGCCGUUAUCUACAAUAUCGACGAGUACUGUGUCGCCACAAUCGCCGAAGAGCUUACGCGCAUGGACGACGGCAGGAAGACGUAUGGGUGGGUUGAGAAGCACGGCACCCUCACCGUGAUCGAUGGCAAUAUCCUAGUCAUCUCCAACAUGAGCGAGGAUGCGGUGGAGACUUAUGCGAACCUCGUCUACUACGAAGACAGGGAAUGGCCAUAG
Messenger RNA from Parascedosporium putredinis, 432 nucleotides. NCBI's taxonomy places the organism in Eukaryota, Fungi, Ascomycota, Sordariomycetes, Microascales, Microascaceae. The record is from the annotation of a GenBank genome assembly.